AUGGUCGCGGGGAGAGAUAACCCGCAAGCGGUUGAUCCUCGCGCGUUUCCAAUGCGGGUCGCGACUUGCAGUGCACUGCACAGACCUUCUGCAGAGACGAAGGAGAUUCAACUAUCCUAUGUUGAUGUAAAUUCGGAUGCGGAGAAAACGCUGCUCAUGAUACACGGCUGGCCCAGCCUAUGGCACAGCUGGAAGUACCAGAUAGAAGAGUUUAAGAACGACUACCAUCUUUUGCUUCCCAAUCUUCGUGGGUUCGGCGAGUCCACUCAUCCAGGAGAUGUCGAGUCCUCUAGUACGAUGGAAGACUUGGUCAAGGACCUCGUUUGCAUCCUGGAACAUGCAGGUGUCCCCAAGGCGGCAUGCAUGGGACACGACUGGGGAACGCAAAUUUGCCACGAGGCCGCUCGCAUGCAACCAGAUAUCUUUGACGCUGUUGUUGGCACGGGUGUUCCUUAUCUCCCGUACAAAGGAACUUUCGUGCCGGCUAGAAGCCUUACAUACAUGUUCCCGAAGCUCACAUAUGUCUUGUUCUUCGAAGGCAAGACGAACGAAGCCAUCAAAGAGCUCGGAAAUGACGUCCGCCGGACUCUCCGCGCAACAUUCCGUAGCGUCGACAGUCCCCCGCCCGAUGCGUUCUUGCGGCAAAAGGACUCGUUCCUACGGGGUUGGGAUGACGUGAGCGAUAUACCGCCAAUUCCGUUCUUCACCGCAGAGGAAGAAGACUACUGGGUUGAGCAGUAUGAGAAGGAUCGCUUCGCUCAUACGAUGUACUUCUACACUUAUGGCAACCGUUACACAUCAUGGGCUAUUGCAAAUGGCCAGCUGAAUCAGGUCAUUUCCGCUCCUGUUCUAUCAAUCCUUCCGACACAAGAUCCCGUCGCCGACUGGGUCGCCGCUACCAAGCUCGUCGACAUUGCGACGUGUGUCCCUAAUCUGACCACUAAGACCGUCGCCGCUGCCCACUGGUUACAACUCGAGAAGCCUGAGGAGGUAAAUGCUAUCAUGCGCAAGUGGCUGAACGAGUGGUACCCGCCUCCCGGGAAGGCCGUUGAGGAGCCUGCUGGAGAGGAGGAAUCUACUGAGGGCGGAGAACACUCCAAGGGGGAGGAACGCUCCAAGGAAGAGGAGAAGGAUGAUAUCAUGCGGCAGUGGGUGGGCCAAUUCUAUCCGCCUGCCGCGGCCGUGAUGGACCAGCAGCGCGCAAAAGAUGAGCUGUGA
Molecule: messenger RNA, 1218 nt
Organism: Phanerochaete carnosa HHB-10118-sp
Lineage: Eukaryota; Fungi; Basidiomycota; Agaricomycetes; Polyporales; Phanerochaetaceae
Exons: 9
Coding region: 1-1218 (405 amino acids)
Molecular function (GO): hydrolase activity
Source: RefSeq, a predicted model, not a curated record